Messenger RNA from Prosopis cineraria, 1302 nucleotides. RefSeq names its product acetylserotonin O-methyltransferase-like. The record is from RefSeq and is a predicted model, not a curated record. The transcript has 2 exons. NCBI's taxonomy places the organism in Eukaryota, Viridiplantae, Streptophyta, Magnoliopsida, Fabales, Fabaceae. The coding region runs from base 9 to 1166 and encodes 385 amino acids. Gene Ontology annotation, biological process: methylation. Gene Ontology annotation, molecular function: O-methyltransferase activity; S-adenosylmethionine-dependent methyltransferase activity; protein dimerization activity.
GUCUAUAAAUGAAGCUCUCAGCCUUGAAUGUUUUCAACACACGCAGACGAGAGACAUCAGAGAGUAUGGGGGAGGUAGUAAGUGAAGAAGUGUUCAUUUCUUCUUCUUCUUCUUCUUCUUCUUCUUCUUCUGCAGAAGCGGAGAAGAACAUUUACAAAUACAUAUUGGGCUUCGUUGAGAUGGCAGUCGUGAAAUGCGCCAUCGAACUCAACAUAGCAGAGGCCGUUGAAAGCCACCACGCUCCCGUGACGCUUUCCCAGCUCUCGUCAGCCCUGAACUGCGACCCCUCCAUGCUGUACCGCAUCAUGCGCUUCCUCACCAGCCGAAACAUCUUCAAACAAGCAUCCACCGCCCACGACGCCGGCCGGCAUCAGCGAGCCUACGUCCACACCCCGCUCUCCCGGCUCCUGAUCAAGAAGAGCGAGGCCAGCAUGGCGGCCUUUGUGAUGCUGGAGAGCAGCCCCGUAAUGCUGGCGCCAUGGCAUAAUUUGAGCGGCAGGGUCCGGGAGAACGGGACUCCGUCGUUCACGAAGGCUCACGGGAAGGACGUGUGGAGCUACGCGGAGGCGAAUGCGGAGCACGGCGAGCUGAUAAACGAGGCGAUGGCGUGCGAUGCCCGGAGAGGGAUGAGGGAGAUCGUGGAGCACUGCCGGGAGGCGUUCGAAGGGGUGAGAUCGGUGGUGGACGUGGGCGGAGGGAACGGAACCGCCAUGAGAGUGCUGGCGAGGGCAUGCCCGUGGCUAAAAUGCAUCAACCUGGAUCUUCCGCACGUAGUGUCGGCGGUUUCCGAGUGCCGGGGGGUGGUGCACGUGGGAGGCGACAUGUUCGUGAGCGUUCCGCAAGCAGAUGCCGCUUUUCUCAUGUGGGUGCUGCAUGACUGGGGAGACGAGGAGUGCGUAGAGAUCCUGAAGAGGUGCAGGGAGGCCAUAAGAGAGAAGGGAAGGGUGAUCAUAGCGGAGGCAGUGAUCGAAGAAGGAGGAGGAGAGGGAGAGGAGCUCGAGGAGGUGGGGCUGAUGCUGGACAUGGUCAUGAUGGCUCACACCAACAUCGGCAAGGAGAGGACCUUGACGGAGUGGGACCACGUCAUCACGGCGGCCGGAUUCUCCACCUUCACUGUCCGCCACCUCCCUUCUCCUGUCAAGUCCCUCAUCGUCGCCUUCCCCUGACCCACCUCUUCAUCAGGCGCACCAUCCCUUUCUGGUUCUGUAUGUGUGUGGUUGACAUGCAUGUACUGUAUUAUAUUAUUAUUAUAUUCCUCCUCUUUACAUCGAAUAAACAUGCAAGUGGAUGCUUUGUAUUUCA